This is a messenger RNA of Pyrus x bretschneideri (Chinese white pear), 4876 nucleotides long. RefSeq names its product putative disease resistance protein RGA3. Bases 535 to 4638 code for a protein of 1367 amino acids. Gene Ontology annotation, molecular function: ADP binding. NCBI's taxonomy places the organism in Eukaryota, Viridiplantae, Streptophyta, Magnoliopsida, Rosales, Rosaceae. The record is from RefSeq and is a predicted model, not a curated record. The transcript has 5 exons. Gene Ontology annotation, biological process: defense response to other organism.
AAUAUGACCCCACGAAAAAUAAAGAGAGGAAAAAGAGGAAUCUAACUUUCCUUUUGGGCAGAAAGAAGACGACUUCGUUAUGGUCUUUCAACACCUAAUUAUUGCAGCAAAUUGAAGAGAUCCAAAGCAGUCCAGAUCUGUGGAUUUUAAUGAUCUAUGGAAACAAGUCCCUUCAUCUUCAUCAUCAUCUGAAAACUCCAACGCAGCUUAAUUAUUCCAUCGUUCAGUCUGGAUUUGUUGUUCAUAAGUGCAAACAAGUGCCCUCAUGACCUGAUUGACUCCCAUGAAACAGCUUCUUGCUACAGAUCAUGUCCAAUAUUCGUGCAAGUUCAAGUCUUGAAACGUAGGAUUGCAAGUUGUGACUAUUUCUGAGCCCCAACAGAUCAAGCUUCCAACUUUCCAAGAAACUAGUUUUUGACUGUUACUCUUCCCGAACGGAGUCAGAUUUAACUUCCAAUUUGUGCACCUCAAUAUUGCUCAAGGACGGUUCGUUCACUAUUUCUUCGACUGCUUGGAGUUCUCUUCGCUCUUAACAUGGCACUCGGAGAGGUUUUUCUUGCGGCGUUUCUACAGUUGCUGCUCGACAGGUUGACUCGUCGCGAGGUUCUCAACUAUUUUGGAAACUUCCGGGGCGUUGGAAAGAAGCUGGACAAGUGGAGGGCCACGUUAUCUACAAUCGCAGCGGUGCUGAGUGACGCCGAGGAAAGACAACUGACUGACCAUCUUGUAAAACUGUGGCUCGAUGAUCUCAGAGACCUGGCUUAUGAUGUCGAAGACAUGUUGGACAAAUUUGCCACUCAAAUGUUGAAGCGUAUGAUAGAGGGACAUGUCAGCGCGAGCAACAAGGUGCGGAACUCACUUUUCAAAAUUAAAUUCAAUUGGGAUAUGAACUCCGAAAUGAAGAAGAUUACGGAGCGGUUGCAAGACAUAUCUGCACGGAAAGUUGAGUUUGGUUUGAAAGAUACUGGGACAUCUGCUAAGGAAUCGCGAAGUCUACCAAGUUCAGACGUGUUAGAUGAAAAGCUUCUUGUUGGAAGAGAUGGUGACAAAGGGAAAAUUAUUGAAUUGUUGUCAAGCAAAUACGAGCAUGCAGGUGCUGUCAAUUUUGGUGUAGUUGCUAUAGUUGGCAUGGCUGGAGUUGGGAAGACGACAGUUGCUCAACUUGUAUUCAACAACAAAGGUGAUGGCAUGAAGGAUUUUGAGCUCAAGAUCUGGGUAUCUGUGUCCGAUGACUUUGAUGUGGUGCGAGUGACAAAGGCAAUUCUUGAAUCAAUCACAUCCCGACCCGUUAAAGUGGAGGAGUUUAGUAAAAUGCAGCAUGAUUUGAGUGGGCAAUUAAGAGGAAAAAAGUUUUUAAUUGUUUUAGAUGAUAUCUGGGACAAAGAUGACUAUGAUCUAUACGAUCUCUGGACAAGACUUAAAUCCCCUUUUGGCGUCGGAGCAGGAGGAAGCAAGAUAAUUGUGACAACCCGUGACAGGAAUGUUGCAAAGAUUACGGGAGCCGCUGGAGUUCAUAAUUUGGAGUGUAUGGCAGAUGAUGAUUGUAUGGAAAUAUUUGAGCGACACGCGUUCGGGGAAAUUAAUAACGGAAAACCAGUAAAUUAUGAGGUAAUUCGGACGAAAAUUGUUGGAAAAUGUUGUGGAUUACCAUUAGCUGCAAGAACUCUCGGUGGUCUUUUACGUCGCCAAGAAAAAGAAGAGUGGGGAGAAAUAUUGGACAACAAAUUAUGGAAUCUAGCAGAUAAGAGUGGCCUUCUUCCUGUACUAAAGUUGAGCUAUCACUAUCUUCCAUCACAUUUGAAGAGGUGUUUUGCCUAUUGCUCAAUACUUCCAAAUGACUAUGAAUUUGGGGAGAAGCAGCUCGUCCUUUUGUGGAUGGCAGAGGGUUUGAUUCAACAAAAACAUGACGACAAUAAACAAAUGGAGGAUUUGGGCCGCGACUACUUUCGAGAGCUAUUAGCAAGGUCGCUGUUUCAAGAAUCAAGCAAAAACAAUUCACGAUAUGUAAUGCAUGACCUCGUUAAUGAUUUAGCACGAUGGGCAGCAGGUGAAAUAUGUUUUAGAUUGGAAGAUAAGCAAGGUGAUAACUUGCAAAGCACUUGCUUUCGAAGGGCUCGCCAUUCGUCUUUCAUUGCUGGUCUAUUUGAUGGAGUUAUGAGAUUUGAGGACUUUCCAAAAGCUGAACGUUUGCGAACAUUCCUGCCACUUUCACUCUCAGAUUCCAGUUGGGGCCGUAAUUUGUCUCGUCAGGUUACCUUUGAUUUAUUGCCAAAAUUGCAGUACUUGCGGGUGCUCUCUUUCAAUGGCUACAAAAUAACUGAGCUGCCGAAGUCAAUCGGUGAUUUGAGGUUGUUACAGUAUCUUGACCUAUCCUACACAUUGAUAACCAGUUUGCCCAAAUCAAUAAGCACUCUUUACUACUUGCAAACAUUGAUUUUGGAAGGUUGUCAUGAAUUGAACUCAUUGCAUGCGGACUUGAGCAAUCUAAUUAAGUUGCGCCAUCUCAACAACUCAGGUGCAUAUUCGUUGGAAGGAAUGCCUUUGCAACUAGGUCAAUUGACGAAUCUACAAUCACUGCCUCUUUUUGUGGCGAGCGAAGGUAGUGAUCAGUCAGGGAUAAGAGAGAUAGGGCCCCUAUUGCAUCUCCGAGGGACAUUGUGCCUCUCAAGAUUGGAGAAUGUGACUGAUGUCGAGGAUGCCAGGACGGCCAACUUGAAAUGCAAGGAGAGGCUUGAUUCGUUGGUCCUAGAAUGGUCUCGUUCAAGGGGCACGAGAGAAACAGAAUCCGCUGUGCUUGACAUGUUGCAGCCUCAUACAAAGAUCAAGGAGCUCACCAUCAAGAGGUACGCCGGCAAGGAAUUUUCAUCAUGGGUUGGAGGUUCUUUCUUCUCUAAUAUGGUGCUUGUGCGCUUAGAGGAAUGUAACAAUUGUUUAUCGUUGCCACCUCUCGGACAAUUGCCUCAUCUCAAAGAGCUUUAUAUUAGAGGAAUGAAUGCAGUGGAAAGUGUUGGUCAUGAGUUUUAUGGCGAGUGUGUCUUGGCUUUUCCGCUGUUAGAGAUUCUCGAGUUUGUGGAUAUGCAGCAUUGGAAGGUGUGGCUUCCUUUCCAACUGGAUCACGGAAGUGGUGUUUUCCCUUGCCUGAAAAGGCUUUCAAUCGAAAAAUGUUCCCAUUUGGAAGGUAAGCUGCCAGAGAACCUCGAUUUGUUAGCCGAACUUGAAAUUGUUGAAUGUGAGGAAUUGGCGGUUUCGAUUGCCAACUACAAACAACUUCGUCAAUUAAAUAUUAAGGGUUGUAAAGUAUUCGUGCAUACAGAUGCUAAGGUUGAGUUUGAGUUAUUAGAGUCCUUGUGCCUUUCAAACAUUUCGGAGGUGAUGUCUCUGCAAACAGGGGAAUUGUUGAGGAAGGGAUUAAGCAAGGUUAGAGAUUUGAAGAUUAAUGGAUGUGAGAAGCUGAUGUCGUCAUUGAAGAAUGAGGGUAGAUUAUUGCAGCUGUUGACUUGUCUUGGCCGUUUGGAAAUUGAAGACAACUCUGCCCUAGUUGAAGAAUUGGGAGAAGAAGCAGAGGAGUUGCUGCAAUUGGAAAUAUUGGAAUGCAAGCUUGAAUGUCUGGAGUUUAAAAAGUGCGAAAAUCUUUUGAAGCUACCAAAAGGGUUAAAUCAGCUGUCGUCUCUUCAAGAGCUUCGCAUACACGAAUGUUCACGUUUAGUUUCUUUUCCAGAUGUUGGUCUGCCACCUUCUCUUAAAGACAUCGACAUUAGAGAGUGUCAUUCAUUGAUAUAUUUUGCAAAAUUCCAGAUUCCCCAAAAUCUCAGAAGAAUAAUUAUAGGAAAUUGCAAAAGUUUGAAAUCACUAGUAGAUGAGGAGGAAUGUGAACGACUGGGUUUAAUAGCACCGAACGGGUUCUUCAGCGACAACACCAAUCACUGCCUUGAACGUAUUAUGAUCUGGAAUUGCCAAAAUCUGAAAUCCUUACCGGAUGGCUUAUGCCACCUCAGCAAUCUUCAAACUCUAAUUAUUAGGAACUGUGGAAGUCUUGUUUCCAUCCCGAGACUGAGUGGGGGGAGAAGACCCUCCAACCUGAGAGAGAUGGAGAUCUAUGAAUGCGAGAAAUUGGAGGCGUUGCCCGAAGGUAUGCACAAUCUCAACUCUCUUGAGGAAUUGAGGAUCCACUACCGUGAAGGUUUGACUUUUCCUCCCAACCUCACGUUGCUUGUAAUUUGGAAGGUCAAGAGCUGUAAGUCAUUGUGGGAGUUGGAGUGGGGGUUGCACAGACUCACCUCUCUUGCAUACUUGGAAAUCAAUGGUGAAGACCCGGAUACGGUGUCGUUUCCACCCGACAUGGUACGGACGGAGACGCUUUUCCCCAAAUCUCUCACUAACCUCUCAAUAGAAGGCUUUCCGAAUCUGAAGAAACUGAGCAGCAAGGGCUUUCAAUUCCUCACCUCCCUUCAAUCUCUGCAACUCUGGGAUUGUCCAAAGCUAGCAUCCAUUCCAGAGGAGGGUCUGCCUCCUUCACUAGAGAAACUUGUCAUCCAUAGGUGUCCAGUGCUAAAAGAGAGAUGCCAACCAGGAAAAGGACGCUACUGGCACAAAAUAUCCCACAUCCCUUGCAUAAGGAUAGAUUGGAAGCUGAUUUGAAGCUGAUGGUCCAGGUAUCAUUUUCUCGAGGAAUGUUUUAAUAUUAAUAUUAUUAUUAUUAAUAAUCAUGUUUAUUCUUGUAAAGUAAAGUAAUCCACAAUAUUUCUCGGCCGACGUUUCUUCUCCCGGAUUCCUAUAUUUGCAUUUUUUUUUGGGGGUAAUCGAUUGCUGUGUUUGCUUGGUCCCUUUUAAACUGAUUUGUAUUAUAACUUUAUAAAUGUGCUACUCUUUCUCCUAA